This is a messenger RNA of Talaromyces rugulosus, 1647 nucleotides long. RefSeq lists its product as uncharacterized. The record is from RefSeq and is a predicted model, not a curated record. Gene Ontology annotation, cellular component: membrane. The coding region runs from base 1 to 1647 and encodes 548 amino acids. Gene Ontology annotation, molecular function: carbohydrate:proton symporter activity. NCBI's taxonomy places the organism in Eukaryota, Fungi, Ascomycota, Eurotiomycetes, Eurotiales, Trichocomaceae. The transcript has 4 exons. Gene Ontology annotation, biological process: transmembrane transport; carbohydrate transport.
AUGGAGAACAAAAUCUCACUGGGCGAUGCCGUCCACCUGGAAUCCAACUCACCCCCGGACAAAGUGCUGCAAGAAAGAAGACCAUACGGCGAGCCUGGUUUCAAGGGCAUCUUCUCCAACAAAUAUGUCACUGUCUGCGCCGCUUUCGCUACCGUGGGCGGCUCCUUGUUUGGGUACGACCAGGGUGUGAUCUCAAUCAUCCUCACCAUGGAUCAAUUCCAGCAACAGUUCCCUCAGGUUUCCACCUCGGCAUCCGGGGGUGGCUUCCAAAAGGGCUUGCUGACAGCCAUGAUUGAGCUGGGUGCCUUCCUGGGCGCUAUGAACCAGGGAUGGCUUGCCGACAAGAUCUCUCGCAAGUGGUCCAUUUUUGUGGCGGCAAUCAUUUUCUUAAUUGGCUCUGCUAUCCAAACUGGUGCAAAUGACUUUGGGAUGCUUCUUGCUGGACGGUUUAUCGGCGGCAUAGGAGUCGGCAUGCUGGCCAUGGUGGCUCCGUUAUACAUUUCAGAAAUUGCACCGCCCGAAAUCAGGGGCACUUUGCUCGUUCUGCAGGAAUUUUCCAUCGUCACUGCUAUCGUUGUGGCUUUCUAUAUCACCUAUGGCACUCGCUACAUUGCAGGCGAAUGGUCGUGGCGUCUUCCAUUUCUUAUCCAGAUGGUUCCGGCGUUGAUUCUCGCAGCCGGUAUCCCCUUUCUACCCUAUUCGCCUCGCUGGCUUGCGGCGCGAGGUCAUGACGAGCAAUCCUUGGCCGCUCUAGCCAAGCUGCGCAAUCUCCCACCCACCGACGAACGAGUGCUACACGAAUGGUGCGACAUACUGUCUGAGGCGGCCUAUCGAAAGGAACUCAGUGCUGAGCGGUAUCCAAAGCUGCAGAAUGAGAGCUACUCGAGCCGCAUCAAACUCUCUGCCCUCAACUACAUCGACUGUUUCCGUAGAGGGUGCUGGAAACGGACACAUGUCGGUAUUGGUUUGAUGUUUUUUCAACAAUUCGUCGGUGUGAACGCGUUGAUCUACUACUCCCCGUCCCUCUUCGAGGCCAUGGGCUUGGAUUACGAGCUUCAGCUCGACAUGUCCGGAGUGCUCAACAUCUGCCAGCUGGUCGCUUGCGUCUGGUCCCUCUGGGGCAUGGAUCGCUUUGGCCGGAGACCAUUGCUGCUCGGAGGCACAGUAUGCAUGGCGGCUGCGCAUUUGAUCAUUGCUGCCCUGAUGGGUAAGUUUGAGCACAGCUGGCCCACACAUAAAGCCGAGGCCUGGGGCUGCGUAGCAAUGCUGUUCUUCUUCAUGCUCGCAUAUGGCAGCACCUGGGGCCCCAUUCCCUGGGCCAUGCCUUCAGAAAUCUUCCCGGGUUCGCUGCGAGCAAAAGGUGUAGCGUUUGCCACCAUGUCGAACUGGCUCAACAACUUUAUUAUCGGUCUUAUAACACCGCCUCUGAUCCAGAAUACGGGAUAUGGCACGUAUGUUUUCUUUUGUGCGUUCUCCAUUCUCGCGGCUGUGUGGGUUUGGUUUUUUGUUCCAGAGACAAACGGCCGCACUUUGGAAGAAAUGGACCACGUUUUCCGUGACAACACUGCCGAAGAUGAACAGGCUCGACGCAGCCGUAUUGAAGCAUCGAUUGUGGCUCGUAUCUGGGCCAAUGACGGUCGGCCUUGA